Messenger RNA from Lates calcarifer (barramundi perch), 601 nucleotides. RefSeq names its product replication protein A3 (gene rpa3). Bases 109 to 477 code for a protein of 122 amino acids. The record is from RefSeq and is a predicted model, not a curated record. Gene Ontology annotation, cellular component: nucleus; site of double-strand break; DNA replication factor A complex. Gene Ontology annotation, biological process: double-strand break repair via homologous recombination; DNA replication; base-excision repair. The transcript is spliced from 4 exons. Gene Ontology annotation, molecular function: single-stranded DNA binding; damaged DNA binding. NCBI's taxonomy places the organism in Eukaryota, Metazoa, Chordata, Actinopteri, Centropomidae.
UUUAGACACUCCACCCGCCUGGGCUACCAUGUAAUACAAAAGUAUACAACGAAGUAUUUCCCGCGCUGUUCUGCAUUGUCUAUAGUUCAGUAACGCCAAAUCCUUAAAAUGGCAGGAGUAGUGGACGUCCCAAAACCGAGAAUAAACUGCUCAAUGCUGUUGCAGCACAUUAGCAGACCGGUCUGCUUUGUUGGACGCGUUGAGAAGGUACACCCGACAGGAAAAACGUUCACCGUCUCCGAUGGAGAAGGAAAGAUCGCAACAGUGGAACUUAACGAGCCCCUUGAAGAGGAGCUGAGUGGCAUUGUGGAGGUGAUUGGUAUCGUGUCCACCAAGGGAGUCAUAAUGGCCUCAAUGUACAACAUGCUACGAGAGGAUAAAGGCAUCCUUUUUGAUUUAGAUCUCUAUAAUGAAGCCCUGAAGGUCAUCCAUGAUUUCCCCCAGCACUACCCUUUUCAAGUGGCUUCAAGUGGAUGAGCACUCACGUUCAAAGAUUGUGUACUAAAGUUGUUGGUUUUUGUGCCUAAUUUCUGUAAGAAUAGAUUUGCACAAAUCUGUAAUAUCAAGUUUUUGCAAUAAAAUGAAAAUCUUUAAAAAAUAA